AUGGCUUCGCCACAACACAAUCUGAAUUCACAAGAACUUCAACCAUACGGGGAAGAUGUCUUUGAUGAAUUCCUCGACCUAGAUUUCCUGAGAAACAACAACGCCAUGGAAGAAGAAGUUGACAUUGACGCAAUGUCAAAUUCUGACCUGUUUAGAUAUUUUUUAGAAGGAGAAUUAGUCAAAGAUGCUCCGGCAAUGUCGACUGAAGAUUUAAAAUUAGGUGUGUUGACAACACCCACACCGUUGACUCCGGUCUCGCCGUUCGCCGACAUGAAUGAAAUUACACAACAGCCAUCAUCACAGCAAACUAUAACUAACACAGCUUCCGUUGCGCCAUCUUUGGCCGUAUUGAAUGCACAGUUGGCCGAGUUGCUGGCAAAAUUGCCCCUAAUAAAACAAGAACCGAUAACUGAUAAUAAGUUAAAAUCAUCUAUGGAAUUGCAAAUUCCUAAAACAAUAUCCAAUUCACGUAGUGGCGGUAGUAGUAUCGCAUCACCAAGCUCACCACCACCCACACAGAAUAACCAACACCACAGUAGCACUUCAACAGAAACAAGAAACGACGUUGAUCUUAAAAAAUUAACUUCGAAAGAAAGAAGACAACUUCGUAAUAAGAUUUCCGCAAGAAAUUUCCGUGUUCGAAGAAAAGAAUAUAUCUCCAAUUUAGAGUCUACUAAUCAACAACAAGAAGAAGAAAUUAAUUUACUUCGACAAGCCCUUACCCAUCUACAAGAGGAGAACUCAAAAUUACAAGAAGAAGUAAAAGAACUACGCAAGCAACAGAAAAAACAAUCAAAUACAUCAUAUGCUGCAUCGUCCCCUCAUCUUACUCCAAAAGAUGUCAGCAACGGUGUAAACUUGGCCCUUCUCAAAAAUAAUAAUGUCAGCAAUAAUACUCGAUCGUCAUCCUCGUCAUCAUCUUCCAAUAAUAAUCGCCUCCUUGUUAUCCCGAAUAUCAACAAAGACACGCCGUCAUCACCAUCUCAAUCACAACCGAAAUGGGGAGAUACCCGAGUUCGAGUCCAGACGACAUUUAUUCCGGAAUUUAGUCUUGACAAGCAGAUGUUUAUGGAUAAAUCACCAAAUUAUUCCAAUUAUUUUGGAUACAACCCUUCGCCCGCGUCUUCAAUGUUUGUCGGUGAAGAUGGACAGAUGACGUGGAUAGCCUAUUUAUUAUUCUCAACACUCGCACAACAAAUAUCUUCCCUAUUCAACCAGAAUGAAGAAGAAUUUUUAAUUUCGAGCAUUGAGCAAGAACGAGAAAAUGAAGACGUUAAUGAUAAUAUCGAGGCAUCGUCAUCUUCAUCUUUACUUGAUAAUAACUUGUUAGUUGAAAAUGCCAAAGAAGCAUCUGUUCUUGAUUGGUUGUACGAUACGAUGGUGCGACAUGUCGUGGAGCAAAGUCAAGUCGAGGCGAGAAUGCAUGAAUUACAAAGCGAUUGGGUGGGCGAUGAUGAGUUGGAAGAUAAUGUCUUACCUUAUCUCUUUUAA
Molecule: messenger RNA, 1491 nt
Organism: Ambispora leptoticha
Lineage: Eukaryota; Fungi; Glomeromycota; Glomeromycetes; Archaeosporales; Ambisporaceae
Source: the annotation of a GenBank genome assembly